AUGGCCUGCAUCCGCACUAGUUGUGGCACGGAUCUGCGUCUAUUCAUAGCCAGUACCUCCGUGACGAGACUGUCAGAAAUCGUCACUGAUUCGGAUGCGCUACAGGCUACAGUUCGCGGCCUUGUCGCUAAUGACGGCGCGUCGGCUGAGGAGAACUGGGACAAAGUGAAGGCCGCGCGCCUGGAUAGUCCCCCUGGUCAGCAGCAGCAGCAGGAUUUCCGAGAGGUUGACCUCUCUCGCGUUCCGGGUCCUCACUCUGUGGCGAAGGUUGAGGCAAUUUUAACUUGCCUGACUUGA
Spirometra erinaceieuropaei is the source of this 297-nucleotide messenger RNA. The record is from the annotation of a GenBank genome assembly. NCBI's taxonomy places the organism in Eukaryota, Metazoa, Platyhelminthes, Cestoda, Diphyllobothriidea, Diphyllobothriidae.